Messenger RNA from Symbiodinium sp. CCMP2456, 8382 nucleotides. NCBI's taxonomy places the organism in Eukaryota, Dinophyceae, Suessiales, Symbiodiniaceae. The record is from the annotation of a GenBank genome assembly.
AUGUCAAAGAGAAGCCUUGAGUAUGUGCCUGCAUUGUACAAGAUCUUCGACGAGAUCUUGGUAAAUGCCGCGGACAACCUCAUCCGAGAUCCGACCCAGAACAUCAUCCGGGUCGAGGUCAAGCGCAAAGAGGGCUCUCUGAGUGUUUGGAACAACGGUGCUGGCUUGCCGAUUCAGAUGCACCGGGAGCACAAGUGCUACGUCCCUGAACUGGUUUUCGGUCAUCUGCUCACAAGCGACAACUAUGACGACAGCGAGAAAAAGGUUGUCGGCGGACGUAACGGCUAUGGCGCCAAGUUGACCAACAUUUUUUCGACAAAGUUCAUCCUGGAAACAGCAGACUCGAGGAGCGGCAAGAAGUACAAGCAAGUCUGGGAGAAAAACAUGACCGUUUGCCACAAACCAAGCAUUACUCAGAAUAAGUCUGAGGACUUCACCCAGGUCACUUUCUUUCCGGACUUCGCUCGGUUUGGGAUGCGCAAUCUCGAGGAGGACAUUGUUGCACUGAUGAGACGUCGUGCUUUCGACCUCGCUGCUUCCACACAGGGACGGUGUCAAGUCUUCCUGGACGGAGAUUGCCUGGGCGUGACCAGCUUCCAGGACUACGUGGAUCUUCAUGUGAAGCCCGAGAUGUUCCGCACGUGCAAGGUGGUGAAUGAUCGCUGGGAAAUCGCGAUUGGCCUGACAGAUGGCUCUGGCUUUCAGCAGGUGAGCUUCGUGAAUUCCAUCAACACCUCUCGUGGUGGCACUCACGUGACCUACAUUGCUGACCAGGUUGUGAGCGCAAUCCUGGAUAAGAUCGGGAAGCAGAAAGGUGGAGGUACUUUGGCGGUGAAGAGCCAGCAUGUCAAAAACUACUUGUGGAUUUUCGUCAACUGCUUGAUCGAGAACCCAGCGUUCGAUUCUCAGACCAAGGAGACGCUGACGAGCAAACGAGAGAGGUUUGGGUCCACCUGCCGCUUGCCAGAGGAUCUCUUGGAGGAUGUGGUGAGCUCCGGCAUCAUCGACGCCCUCCAGGAGCGAUGCUCUGUGAUGAGCGAGUGGCGGUGUUGGGCCUUCGCAAUCUGCUCUUUCGUCCCGGCAAGCCAUGAUGGACUUAUGCCGGCCACAUUGUCCGUCGGUCUCCUCAGCGGGGAGACAGUGGCACUGGAGGUCAGCCCCACACGCGUCUCCGUCGGCGACGUGCGCGAGCUUGCAGAGGACCGGCUGCACAGGAGUCUUUCCGUGCUUGUUUCUUCCUCAGGCGAGCCGCUGAAGGACUCGGAGCGGGUUAGCGAGCUUGGCCUCAAACAUGGAGAUGUGGUCAGUGCGCUCGUGAGGCCACCAUGUCCUCAAAUCUUCUCGGGGCCCUUUGCUUACGCCUUUGCGGCUGUCAUGCCGGAAGGUCGCGUGGUUGCAUGGGGAGACCCCGCACGGGGUGGAGACAACAGAGCGGUGCGAGUACAGCUGCAGGAGGUUCCUAUCGUCGCCUUGGAAGCUUCUGCAGGCGCCUUUGCGGCUUUGCGCAAAGAUGGGCAAGUUGUCACCUGGGGCGGGGCUGCCUUCGGUGGUGACAGCAGCGCUGUGCAAGAUCGGUUGGUGAACGUUCACGCGGUGAAGGCAUCUGCCAUUGGCUUCUCUGCCGUCACUGCUGCAGGUGAUGUAGUCACCUGGGGAAGCAGCGACACUGUCGUGGCCAUGCACAUGAGCGUAGAGGUCAAGCAGCUCGUCGCCUCGACGGAUGCUUUCGCUGCACUCACGGCCGAUGGACGAGCUUUUGCUUGGGGGAACGCCGACUACGGCGGCAGCUGCAGCGCUGUGGCUGAUCGUCUGGUGGACAUCGCUUUCUUGGCUGCCUCUGAUGGGGCUUUCGCUGCGGUGAACCAAGAUGGUGAGGUCGUUACGUGGGGCAACAGCAAUUUCGGCGGCGAUUGCACGAUUCAAAACCCCGACCUGCAUGGGGUCGUUUCCAUCACUGCUUGUGGACGAGCAUUUGCUGCCCUGCGGCGCGAUGGCCGUGUCUUCACAUGGGGCGAUUCGACUCAGGGCGGUGACAGCUCCGUGCUGGCAGAUUAUCAAGUCUCUCUGCUGCGCGGAUCGGCGGGUGCUUUUGCGGCCCUCACGAUGGAAGGCCGCGUGCUGACCUGGGGCAACCAUGCGUUCGGCGGCGACUGCAGUGCAGUUAGUGAUCAAUUGACCGAGGUGGUGGACAUCGUGGCCAGCCGCCGCGCUUUCGCUGCGUUGCGCAGAGAUGGAGGAGUGGUCAGUUGGGGCUUUGCAGUCCUUGGUGGGAACAGCAACGACGUUCAGGCUGAACUUUACGGCAUCCAACGUCUCCACGCUUCAAGCGGUGCUUUCGCGGCAUUGCGAGGUGACGGUGGCAUCAUCGUAUGGGGUGGGCCAAGCUCUGGUGGUGACAACAGUGCCAUACGAGGACUGUUCCAGGAGACCGACGUGGACAACGAAGUCAGUGAAGUAGAGUGGUCCAAGGCCAUGGCGAAAAGCGAGUUGGCCCAGCACUUGAACCGAAGUGAUCUAGGCUUGCAGAAGCGUCUUUUCGGCGUCCCAAAGCUUGAGGAUGCCAACCUGGCCGGAACGAAGGAGGGUGAGUCCUGCACCCUCAUCCUUACUGAAGGCGAUUCGGCCAAGGCACUGGCAGUUGCUGGUCUCGGCGUUGUUGGCCGCGAUCGUUACGGUGUUUUCCCACUGCGCGGCAAACUUCGGAAUGUCCGCGAGCUGACAGUGAAGCAGAUGCUGGAGAACAAGGAGAUCGAGCAGGUCCUGAAAAUCAUGGCUUUGGAUGCCAGCAAGGACGAAUAUCGCGAUGCGAAAGGUCUCCGUUAUGGUUCCAUUAUGAUCAUGACGGACCAGGACCACGACGGAUCCCACAUCAAGGGCCUCAUCAUUAACUUCAUUCAGCACUGGUUCCCUUCUCUUUUGAGGUUGCCAGGCUUCCUGAAAGAGUUCGUCACUCCGAUUGUGAAGGUGUCCAGAGGCGACGAGACCCUGACAUUUUUCACAUUGCCGGAGUAUGAAUCUUGGAAGAGAGCCAACGGUGAUGGGCGCGGAUGGAAAUGCAAAUACUACAAAGGCCUGGGCACAUCGACAAGCUCAGAGGCCAAAGAGUAUUUUGCAGAUCUCGAAGACCACGAGCUGCAGUUCACGUACUCAGGAAGCCGUGAUGAUGAUCUCAUUGAUAUGGCCUUCGCCGCCAAGAGGUCUGAUGACCGCAAGGUCUGGAUCUCAAGCGUGGAGGAAGGCACUUUCGUGGAUCAUUCACAGCCCACAUUGAGUUACUCCGACUUCAUCGAGAAGGAGCUUUCUUUGUUUGCCAAGUACGACGUGGAGCGUGCCGUGCCUUCCCUUGUCGACGGUUUGAAGCCCGGGCAGCGCAAGGUCCUGUAUGGAUCCUUCAAGAAGAAGCUCACCAACGAAAUCAAGGUGGCGCAGCUUUCAGGCUAUGUGGCCGAAACCUCGGCAUACCACCAUGGUGAGGCUUCUCUGCAGGGCACCAUCAUCGCCAUGGCCCAGACAUUCGUCGGCAGCAAUAAUAUCAAUCUCUUCGAGCCGCGGGGCCAGUUUGGAUCCAGGCUACAAGGCGGAAAGGACCAUGCUGCAGCCCGUUACAUCUUCACGUGCCUCUGCAAGGUGACUCGCUGUUUAUUCCCCGCAGAGGAUGAUGCUGUCUUGGAGUAUCUGAGCGAAGAAGGCCACCAAAUCGAGCCCAGAUUUUACUGUCCUGUCAUCCCCCUCGCGCUUGUCAAUGGUGCUGAUGGUAUUGGGACGGGAUGGAGCACCAGCAUUCCCAAUCACAAUCCGCGGGACGUGAUCGCCAACAUCCGACGCCUGCUCAGAAAGGAAACGAUGCAGCCCAUGGCGCCCUGGUUCCGCGGCUUCAAGGGGACUGUGCGCAGCAUCGAAGGCUCUGUUGGCAAGUAUGAAGCGUUGGGAGUCGCCUCCCAGAAGGGUCGAGUUCGCUUGGAGAUCACCGAGCUUCCGCCCAGACGGUGGACGCAGGACUACAAGGACUGGCUGGUGGAGCAGCUCCCGAAGCCAGGGGACGAGAGGCGUGCAUCCAUCACAGAGCUCCGGGAGUACCACUCCGAGAACUCGGUGCACUUUGUCCUGUCUAUGACACCGGACAAGCUCUCCGAGGCAGAGCGCCGCGGCUUCGAGAAGGUCUUUCACCUGCGCUCGAACAUCAGCACCACCAACAUGUGGCUCUUUGACGUCGAUGGCAAGAUCCAGAAAUACGAUAAACCCGAGGACAUCGUCCAAGCCUUUUUCCCUGUCCGCUACCAGAUCUACGAGCGAAGGAAGGCCUACCUGGUGGACAAAAUGGAGCGAGAACUUGCAGUGCUAUCAAACAAGCUGCGCUUUGUGGAGUUGGUCGUUGGAGACAGGCUGGAUGUGGAGAAGAAGCGCAUGGCGGACCUUUGUGGCAAAAUGCGGAAGCUUGGCCUGGAACACAUGUGCCAGAUCAAGGGCGAGGGCUCCGUGAAGGUGGGCACAGAGGAAGAGGCGGGUCCCGAUGGGUUCAAAUACCUCCUCUCUAUGAAGCUCUGGUCCCUCACAGAGAACAAGGUCGAGGAGUUGCGGAGACUCCAUGGUCAGAAGGAUGCGGCCCUCCAUGAGCUUCGAGGAACCAGCAUCGAAGCUCUCUGGGAAGCGGACUUGCAGCGUUUGGAGCAUGCCCUAGACGAAUGCGAUGAGAAGGAUCGCAAAGAAGCAGAGGCAGCAGAGAGGCUGGCCGCGAAGAAUAUGUCCGAUGAGAGUUUUCUGGUCAACAAGCAGUGCGUGCUGGUGCUGGGCCGCAACUUCACCGCAAAGCGAGUUCGAACGAGUGAGUGGAAGGUAGGCCGUCGGGGUGGUGGCUUCAGUUCGAAGCGCCUGGUGAGCAAGGCGAAGAAGGGCAAGGACGACGAUGCAGAUGCAGAGGAAGAUGCAGACGAUGCAGAGGAACCGACUGAAGGAGCCCUUUCUGCAGUCUUCUGCUGUCAUGAUUUCGAUGCCUUGCUGGUGUUCUCCGAGCACGGGUAUGUUUACAUGUUGCAGGCCCUGGACGUCCCCUUGGCCAAGAAAUGCAGCAUGCAGGGUGCAGAGUUGAAGGACUUUCUGCCAGAGCUCCAGGAUCAUCGCAUAACGGCCCUGGUCACUGACAGCUGUCGAUAUGCUCGGUUCAGGGACCAAACAGACGACUUCGUGGUGCUGGUGUCCAAGAAGGGCUUCGCCAAGAAGGCCGACAUACGUUUUGAAUGUUUCAGUUUCGUGACAGUCGAUGCUGGCCCGUUCAAGUGCUCAAUAGGUCUCUAUUGCCCGCUUUCGCGGCCUGCGCCCGGGCAGAGGACAGAAUUGGCUUUCAUUUUCAAUCGAGUUAUGGUGGCACAGCAACCACCAGACUGCCACGAUCCGCGUCCACUGGCGUCAAGCUCCGUGCAGCUAGGGUCGACAUUGCGUACCUAUGGCACAGGUGGGUCCUUGGCGCUUCGAUUGUUUGUAGACAUUGCUGGCUUCGAUCUCUACCGGGCAGUGGAAGGUCGUAUUUUUUGUGUGGGCAAUGGAUGGGCCAUGCUGGGCCCAAUGCUGGGUCUGUUUUUGCUCAUCUUGGGAUCUGAAGGCUUUGCUUACCGAAAGAGACAGUCUAUGGCGGCUAUGGCUGCGGAGUGGACGGCCAACGGGUUGCCCGGCCGUUCCGUGAUCAGGAUGUGGAAGAAAUUCCAGGAAGAUUACAUCGUGGCUUCCAGCAUCUCUGCCCUCACCGCGGCGGAAUUGGCUAACAUCCGCUCAAAGGUGGCUGCCAAGGCGAGUGCGGCAACGCGUUCCAGUGUGGAAGGCCCAACGAAAGCCGAGAACGAAGAAUCAGAAAAGGAGGAGGCAGCAGACAAGGAGGAUGCAGCAGAAAAGGCUGCAGCAGACGACAGUGACGAAGAUGAGAAGGAUGCAGAGGACGUCAGCGGCGAGAAGGCAGACGGAGCUCAGGAUGAAGUUAUGGAUGUUGGCCAGGAGUUUGCAGCGUUGUAUGAGUCUUGCAUGGCUUGCUAUGCGUGCAAUCGUGAGAUGGCAGGUUUCAAUAGAACGGUAGUGACAAAAGCAGACAUGGUGAACAAGAAUGUCUUCACUCCCUGUGUGGUGGAACUAUAUACCUACCUUUCCCAGCAGUGCUCUCCCUUGUCCAUGGAGAAGUACUCUUUCGUGCAGCGGCUGGGACAAGGCACCUCGGCCAUGCCUCUGUGCCUUUGCUGUGGUAUGGAAGGCACGCCGGAAGUCGGCAUGGGCCACAGCUCUUUCGAUUUCAGACGGCCGGCUGGUCGCUGUCAAGCAGCUAAAGCAAUCGCCAGAGCCGGGCUCCGGAUGUGCACGCUGUUAAUCGCAGUGCGCUCGUGGUCCUGGGAGGCAUGCAAGCAGCUUCCAGAGGUGCGGGCCGCCGCGGCCAUUUCGGACCGGAGGUCUACCGGAAAAAUCGAGAAGGCCAGAGCAGCAGAGAACAGCGGCUUGCCAUUUCGAGGCAUCUGGUGCAACUCCUGGAGGCAGUACGGCACGGUGCGUGGCGAACUCUUCCUGGUUUUCGAGUACGUCGAGGGCAGCCUGCACCACUGCAUUGUGCGCUGGGCAGCACGACGCCUGCUGAUGGCACUGGCUGCGGUGCUCACCCGAUCGCGCGAUUUGAACUUUGAACUGUUAGGCUUGGUCCACUGCGAUGUCAAGCGAGAGGCUCAGUGGUACUUUGGAACGCCGGAAAACAUCCUUGUCGGUGGAAGCGAGAGCGGAGGUCGUGGAGCAGCGGCCGAAGACCGUGCAUCGCCGCUCACAGACCAGCACAAAGUGGACCAAGUCCACGACAGGAGAAUUCCCAUUUCCUUUCAUCGGGUCUUUCUCGCAAAGGUUGCCCCUGCUACCCCGUCCGUCGAAGCUGAGGCUCGUGUGGAGCAAUGCGCGGAGUACCUCACCGAACAUGAGGUUAUCUUGGACGGCUUCGCCAAGGAAGUGAUUUUGCCCGGACUCGAGAGUCCACGUGUGGACGGAAGUUUGGACGGACGCGGUGGUAUCGGGCGCCAGAGCUUUUCCUCGGUUCCCGCGGAGAUUCCAGUUGAUCUCUGGUCCGCUGGUUGCACUAUCGCGGAGCUGAUACUCAGGAGGCCUUUGGUUCCAGGUUCGGACACGCGUGUGGGGGAUCUCAGCCAGGUUUCCAGUCGAUAUGCUGUUUCGAAUUUGCGGGGCUUGAGCUCGGUGCCCCAGAUGAGAGCGAAGGUUGGCAGGCCACUGGCUGCGCAGUUGGUGGAGGCUCUCGGCAUAAAGGGGGAAUGCGGCAUACGGCAUACAGCAUGGUCCCAGGCCUCGGGGCGCAAAAAUGCAGAGCCUGCGGCCUGGCAGAGCCUGCGGGAGGCUGGCGCUUCACAGGCAGCUGUGGACAUGCUCGAGAGCAUCCUUCGUUAUGAUGGACAGCGGCGCCUGCGAUGCGACAGGGCUCUUCGGGAAAUGCCAUUCUUCACUGCAGAAGAGCCUGAGGUGCCGGUGCCUGUGCCGGUCUCCCGGCCGCUGAGCCCUGCGACUUUGCAGCGUUCCAGGGAAGAGGCCGCUCGACUUGUGGCUCGUGGGGAUUCUGCAGGGGGUUUCGGGGAUGGUGGGGAGAAUUUAGAUAGCCGACUGGCGGCAGCCAUGGAAGCUUUCGUCGCUCUCUUCAGUGUUGCGGCGACGAGCACUGUUUAUGCCGACCUGAAGUAUGCGUGCCUCGAGAAUUUCGGCUUCAUGUCGGCAAGCCCGUUGGGAAGGUUCUCAUAUCUCACGACACAAUCGAAUGUGCUGCUUUUGAGUUGGAGUCUCCUGCGCCUCGUUGAGCUCGCCUUGCGCGAUGGGAGUGGGAACUUGAUAUUAACAUGGAUCUGCUACUCUGGGGAGCCAUUUUUUGGUGGCCUUGGCAUCUUCGUUUCCGCAGCGUAUGCCGUCACGAUGUAUAACGAUAAGGUGAGUGUUCACUUCAUCCGCAAAGCUCUGCGAGAUGGAAGACUUCGGCUGCAUCUUUCAUCGAGAAUCCCGACAGAGGAAGAGUGGUGGCAAGACCAAGUGAUUGCACACACACCGCAGUUGAUGACCUCGCUUGUCACUGCGGCGACUCGUGAUGCGGUAUUGCUCGAGCGCCAUCUGCCGAGGUCUCCUUGGCCCGUGCUGCUGCAGGGGCUACUCUUUGGAAUGUGGUACUUGGCUUGCCUCUUGUCGGUCUGGCAAGCUUCGAGGCUCUGGCCCUAUCCCUUCAUGUAUUCGUUCCGACACUGGAGCCACCACGUUGGCUUUUACUUUGCUGCCUUCGGCACCAGCUCACUUCUUGCAGCUUUGAUUCUUGGCUGCGUGCACUUCGGAGAUUUACAGGAUGCUCGGCAUGGCCUAUUCAUGGUCGUUUCGUUGUAG